AUGUUUAAAAACACCAAAAUACUAUCACGUAGAUUAUCUACAUUUUCAUUACCAGUAAAUAAAUCAUUAGAAGGUAUAAAAGCAACAGGAGAGAAUUUUCAAGGUUUAUUUUCAAAUAAAACAAUAAAUCAAUUAUGGUUUGAAAGAGGUGAAAAUUUAUCAUCGAAUUUAAAUAAUUUAUUAAGUCAAACAUCAAUAUUAAAAAAUGAUAAAGAAUAUUCAUUACAAACUAUUAUAUCAUUAAGUAUGAAUACACCUGAACUAUAUCAAUUACAUAAAUAUGCUUCAAAUUUAUUUAAUUUAAAUUUUUUCAUUGAAAGUUUAAAACAAAAUGAUGCAAAUAAAAUCGAGAAGAAGAAUGUUGAUGCAUUAUUAGAAACUCCAAAAAACUCAUUUGGUAAUAUACCUACUGAUCAUGAUUUCUUGGAUUGGAUAAAUUAUUCAUUUGGUUCAAUUGAAGAAUUUAGAAAUUUAUUAAUAAAUUCUGGUAGGGCCAUAAAUGGUGAUGGUAUAGUUUGGGUUGUUGCUGAAUCUUCAAUGAGUGAAAAUUAUUUGGAUAAAAAUUUACCACAAAAGGUUCCAAGGUUUACAAAUUUAGCAAUUGUAAAUACUUAUAAUGGUGGAGUUUUAAAUGAUGCUGAAAGAUCAGGACAAAUUAGUAGAAUGAAGAAAUUAUUAAAAGAAGAAACAGAAGAAGACGAAUUAGAACUAGGUUCAGUUGAAGAAGCUGAAUAUAAUGUUGCAUAUCACAAUAAAAGUUUAAUACCUAUAUUAUCAAUCGAUGUAAGUCCAAGAAAUUAUUUAUUAGAUUAUGGUGUUUUUGGUAAACAAAAAUAUCUUGAAAACGUUUGGGAAUGUAUUGAUUGGGAUGUUGUAUUAAGAAGAUUACCUGAAAGAACAACACAACUUAUAACCAUGUAA
This is a messenger RNA of Insectozyma verbasci, 921 nucleotides long. The record is from the annotation of a GenBank genome assembly. NCBI's taxonomy places the organism in Eukaryota, Fungi, Ascomycota, Pichiomycetes, Serinales, Debaryomycetaceae.